Messenger RNA from Perca flavescens (yellow perch), 4267 nucleotides. It is a transcript of the gene coro1ca, whose product is annotated as coronin, actin binding protein, 1Ca. Gene Ontology annotation, molecular function: actin filament binding. Bases 185 to 1624 code for a protein of 479 amino acids. NCBI's taxonomy places the organism in Eukaryota, Metazoa, Chordata, Actinopteri, Perciformes, Percidae. Gene Ontology annotation, biological process: neural crest cell migration; actin filament organization. The record is from RefSeq and is a predicted model, not a curated record. The transcript is spliced from 12 exons.
AAGCAGGGGGCGAGACUAGCGUCAGAGUGGCGAAAGAGCCAUAGGAAAGAGCGCACACAGAACGAGUGGUGUGGUGUCAGCAUAGCAGCGGCUCAGGCAGAGGGAGGAAUCAAGUGGGAUACGCGUUGGGCUGUGUUAUAUCGUUCGGCUUUCUGGAUACUUUCAUUUCCUCUCAGAAGUUGGAAUGGCUGCCAACAACGAUAUGAGACGAGUUGUACGGCAGAGCAAAUUUCGUCACGUCUUUGGCCAGGCGGUGAAAAAUGACCAAUGCUACGAUGAUAUCCGGGUGUCAAGGGUCACAUGGGACAGCUCCUUCUGUGCAGUCAACCCCAAGUUUGUUGCCUUAAUUAUUGAGGCCAGUGGUGGUGGAGCUUUCCUCGUUCUCCCUCUUCACAAGACGGGACGCAUUGACAAAGCCUACCCCACAGUGUGUGGUCACACAGGGCCGGUGUUGGACAUUGACUGGUGCCCUCACAAUGAUCAUGUCAUCGCCAGCGGCUCUGAGGACUGCACAGUGAUGGUGUGGCAGAUUCCUGAGAAUGGCCUUGUUACUUCCAUGUCUGAGCCAUUGGUGAUACUGGAGGGCCACUCCAAGCGUGUUGGCAUCAUCACAUGGCACCCAACAGCACGCAACGUCCUUCUUAGUGCAGGUUGUGACAACCAGAUCUACAUCUGGAACGCGGGCACAGGAGAGGCUGUGAUCCGUCUGGAGGACAUGCACCCUGAUGUCAUUUUCAACGUGACCUGGAACCGCAACGGCAGCCUUAUCUGCACUGCCUGCAAGGACAAGACCAUCCGUGUCAUCGAUCCCCGCAAGGAGGCGAUUGUUGCUGAGAAGGAGAAGGCACAUGAGGGCGCUCGACCUAUGAGGGCCAUUUUCCUGGCUGAUGGCAACGUCCUGACCACAGGCUUCAGUCGCAUGAGUGAGAGACAGCUCGCCCUCUGGAACACGGAUAACAUGGAGGAGCCCAUGACUGUUAAUGAGAUGGACACCAGCAACGGAGUGCUCUUGCCCUUCUAUGACCCAGACACCAGCAUUGUUUACCUCUGUGGGAAGGGUGACAGCAGCAUCCGUUACUUUGAAAUCACGGACGAGGCUCCGUAUGUUCACUUCCUCAGCACCUUCGCCACAAAGGAGCCCCAGAGGGGCAUGGGCUACAUGCCCAAGAGGGGACUUGAUGUCAAUAAGUGCGAAAUUGCGAGGUUCUAUAAACUGCAUGAAAGGAAGUGUGAGCCUAUCGUGAUGACUGUACCAAGAAAGUCGGACCUGUUCCAGGACGACUUGUACCCAGACACAUCUGGACCAGACGCUGCCCUGGAAGCUGAGGAGUGGUUUGAUGGCAAGAAUGGAGACCCCAUCCUCAUCUCCCUCAAGAAUGGCUAUGUCCAGGGCAAGCACCGCGAAUUCAAGGUGGUCAAAAAGAACAUUUUGGACAGCAAGGUGACCAAGAACUCAGAGAACUCGAGCCCUGCCAACAAGUCUGCCUCCUCAACUCCAUUGAUUAAAUCUGAAGCCAAGCUGGAGGAGAUCUUGAAAGAAAUCAAAUCCCUCAAGGACCUGGUCAGCAGUCAGGAGAAGCGAAUCAUCAAACUUGAAGAUCAAAUGUCCAAAAUUGCCAUUUAGGGACCCUAUACCCAACCCGCUACAAUUCAGGACGUUCCAUUGGCUGGGGGGGUGGGCGGGGCCAGUCACUGCCUAUCUCAAUGACAGUGUUUCGUCUGAGGGCCUGCCUAUCAACGACCCCUAGCAACAUUCCAGAUGAACUUUUUUUCUUAGCCAGCCCCCGACCCUCAGUUUAACACAGGUGGAAAAAGGACAUGUGACAAAUUUAGCAGAAAAUACUCUUUGGUUUUUGGUGACAAAGGACUCCAUUCCUUUUAUUGUGUGGCGGUUUUUAUUUUGUCUACUUGUAUAAAACGUUUUUUGCAUUUUCCUUUGCAUUUUUAGAAGUACAGUAUGACCAAGACAAUUCCAAUAUCAAUAGUCCACAUUUGCCUUCAGAUACCCCAAUUUUAGUUUUAAGUAGGUAUCCGUGUUUCAUGUAACUAUAAGCCAAAAUUAUAAUGUUGCCAAAUUGUACCAUUUGUUUACACCUCCUUAACAGUAUUUCUUUCUCUCUCUUUGUGGGAAGAGUCAAAAUGCAAACAGGGACCCUCUGUGCAGUAAACUGGUUGUGUAAGGAGGUCAUUAAUAAUUCACUAUGAAAUUAAAAUCAUUUAAAUAAGUUGGAUGGCUAUGGAGAUAGACAUCUCAAACUGUAAGUAGGAGGAAAUACAAUUUUAGAUUGAAGACCCAUUUAGUUGCCACAGUCUACACCAAGCACUCAGACAUUACAUAUAUGACAAUGUUCGCCAUCUGUGUUGAAUCUGCACAAAUUUACUCUUGCUUUCUGCCAUUUCUUCUCAUUCCUGUCGCUUCCCGUCAUUCUGACUGUGGACAAUAGUCAACAUAAACGUGCAUUCCUUUCCGUCUUGCUUCAUUAACAUGCACUGUGUACUUAUUGGAGAAAAUGACAAACCCAUUCCACAAAUCUCAUUGGCAGUUCUUGGUUUCAGGAAAAACUAUUUCUAAAAAGUUCCUCCUUCUGUGAACACUCUACUGUAGUGACUCGGUUGCACUGGUUGGUUGUUAUAGUGAAAUCUACGUGCUGCCCAUGAAAAGACCAAAUUUGUUGAUUUUCAACCUCAGCUCUGCUUUGUUUUUGUGAGCGGUUCAGGUCACCGACAUCUGUGUUCAGUAGCCACGGGCUUCGCUCAACUUACAAGUGGAGUCAAGUGUAGUGGGAUUAUUUUCAUGUCACUGUUCCUCUGCAUUAGAUGCCAUCUCAGAUCCGUAUCUUUUGUACAAACUAAACCGGAAUUGACAUGAAAUGACACUAAGUAAUCACACAUUGACUUGACUAUUUAAAACCUUCUGGUGAUAAAACUGGAGAUUGCUACAGAAACUGUUCAUGAUAGACCUUAAAGGCCUAGGUUGUGUGUGAAUAUGUGCCAUCAUGUCUUUGGUCUUUUGGGUACCUGUCAAUAUGGAUGUUUUUGCUUUGUUUCUUAUUGGGGGGGUUAUGGGGGAUGUCCAAGACUUGCCUCUAACUUGGAUGAAUUGAAUAGUUGACUUAUUGCUUCACUGUUAAUUUUAGCCUGUUUCUUGUUCCAGCUGUGCUUAUAUCCCUCUUAGUACUUCCACUUUUUUUUUUUUUUUUUUUUUUUCUUUUCUUCCAGAUGCCCCUGUUCAGUACAGUUAUCACAAAAUUAAGGAACCAUUGAAUUGAGUUUUCCAUUGGGAAGCUGAGACGGGUAGUAGUUCAGUCUGUUGUUUGCCUUCAAUAUUUGUUACCACUGUAAAGACCUGAAAGUGCCAUAGAGGUGACCAUGGAAGUGUUUGUUGUGAGAGUAGAUUUGUGUAGUAGAUGGAAGAGUCAAUAGGUGCCCGGAUUUAAAACCACUUUAAGGUGCUAUACUCGGUACAAACGCGAUGUUCAAAGGACCCUGCUCCUAAAGUACUGUGUCAGCCACCUGAAUGACGUCAUGAAGUCCUGUCAAUGCAUCCCACAAUACACCAGGCAGCAUUAGUGGUCAGGGUCUGUUAGUAAGCAAUGUGCCCCUGGCAUUUUGACACUUUCACCUCCGUACGGGUAUUCAAAACAUAUUCAAAAAAAUGAUGUCAAACCGAGAAGCCUUUUUGAGUCAUCGUGGCUUCGAGAUGCAAUUAGAGCAGCGAGUCGUAGAAGAUUAGUGACGGGAAAUCCGGAAGAGUGCUACAGAAAUGUGUGUCCGACACAAAUUAUACUGCUCGAUCUUGUAUAUCGGACUGCCACUCAGAGGAUUCUUUUAUAGCACUGUUGGCAUGAGAGCGAAGUUUUGAGGAGUAGUGAAUAGAGAUCCAAAGGGACACUGUAGGUUGGAGAAAUGUGCAGAUGUAUGUUUGUAAUUUAGGUCUAGAAAACUGAGUGAAAGCUGCGUAAAUAAUGACCAUAUUUUCUGUAUUUUUUUUUAAAAGUUUUAUUUCAUUUUUGUUCUGUGGUUGUGCUGAAGAGGGUAUUUGUGUGGGAGGUGGGUUUUAAAUGUUUCCCUUUGUCUGUGUUCCCUGCACCUUGCUAUAAUGCAUAAUGAGAAAAGCAGAUCGGGGGUCAUGAAUAGAAGAAAGAAAAUCUGACACGAACCAGGAUUAAGCCUCAUGUUGGUCUGCUCAGCAUUUUUGUUCAUUAUUCUUGCUUCAAGUAUCAAACAUUGAUUAUAAGAAAAAUUAAUAAACAAUUUUUAAAAUGGC